AGGUUUUGUUGCGGCUGGAUGCUUAAGGGUUUAGGGUUUUAACUGCUCUAGAACGAUAGACCGAUUGUCGGACUCUUCGGCAUAUUUGUGUCGCCGGACUGAGUGAAUUGAAGGUUGGCAAGUAUCGAAUUCGAAGAGCAUGCGAUUUCCAAUGCUGGAGUAGAUCCAUUAGUAUCGCGUAAAUCGUCGCUAGCAGCGUCUUGUCUCUGCUGUCGCAAUGAAGAAGAAGAAGGUACCUGUCGGUAAGCAUAAGCAGGGCGGUGGGAAGUCAGGGAGAUGGAAGCAAGGGGGUCCGAAGACACAAGGCGGACAUUCGGAGAAUGUGUUCGAAACGCUUUGGACCAGGCGGAAGUUUGAUGUCUUGGGAAAGAAGCAGAAAGGGGGAGAUGCCAAGCGCGUCGGACUAGCUCGCUCUGCAGCGGUAGAAAAGAGGAAAAAGUCUUUGUUACCUGAGUACAAGCAGCGGGGGAAGACGAAUGCUUUCUUAGAUUCUCGUUUUGGGGAGCACGAUGAGAGUUUGGGCGAUGAGGACAAAGCAAUUCUUCGAUUCCAAAAGGAGCGCAUGGUUCAAAUGCAAAAAAAGAAGAAGUUCGCUCUCGAAGAUGAUGAUGAUGAACAACCAACAGAAUUACUUACCCAUGGCGGAAAUGCACUUUCAACAUUCGAUGACUUCAAGGAUGACAUCUCUAUUGAGAGUGAUGGGGAUGAUGAUGGAUUGAACGAGGAGAUAGUGAGGGACCUGCAUUUUGGUGGUGGGUUUGUUGGGAAGGAUGCCGGAGAGGAGGAUGGAGAGGGAAAGAAGCGUACUAAGAAAGAAAUUAUGGAAGAAGUUAUUGCUAAGAGCAAGUUUUUCAAGGCUCAAAAGGCGAAGGAGAAGGAAGAAGAUCACGAACUUAAGGAGAAGCUAGACGCUGAUUUUACUGCACUGGCUCAGUCGAGUGGUUUGUUGUCCCUUGUGCGUCCCAAGAAAGUAGAUGCUUUGAAGUCCAUGCUUUCAAAAGGAGCUUCGGGAAGUGGCAGUGCGUUGAAAGCACUGAUAGCUGGCGAUCAAACACUGGAAGUGAAGGAAAAACCUGAUGAGUAUGAUAAGCUGGUGAAAGAGAUGGGUUUUGAGAUUAGGGGACAUGCCUCAGAUCGGUCAAAAACUGCAGAAGAAUUAGCUAAAGAGGAGCGCGAGCGUUUGGAAGACCUUGAGAGGAAACGCAAGCAGCGGAUGCUUGGUGGAGCAGAAUCAGAAUCUGAUGAAGCCGAAAGUGAUCAAGAUGAGGAGGAAUCUCGGCGGCAGCAGAAGAAGAAGAGGAGAGAAAUUUCUGGUGAUGAUCUUGGUGAGAACUUUGUGAUGGAGGACGAAUACCAGGAGAAUGGUUGGGUUGAUGAAGUAUUAGCAAGAAAAGGCGAUAGUGAUGAAGAUGAAGAUGAAGAUGAAGAUGAAGACGAAGACGAAGAAGAUGAUGACGAUGGUUCUAGUGCCAGAUCGGAGGAAGAUGCUGACUCAGAAGGUUCUGAUGAUGAGGAUGAGAGUGAAGGAUCUGAGGAUGAAGAUUGGGAAAAUAGUGAGGAUGAAUUAGCAGGCAUUGAAGGCAUACCUAAGUUGUCCGCGAAAGAUCAAAAUUUGUUGGAUAAACUUAUUGCAGCUAAAAGUGGUCCUAAGCCAGAAGAACAAGUCAAAAAUCUCUUAGAAAAAGAACUGAAAAUACCCCUAAGAGCUGAGAAAGCUAAGAAAGCGAAGAAACCAGUUUCAGGUGGAAACGAGCUAGAUAGUGCUCUUCCUUAUGUGAUUGAUGCGCCACAAACUUUGGUCGACUUCCGUCAAUUAGUUGAUAGUAGGUCUAUUAAAGACUUAGAAGUUGCAGUGGAAAGGAUACGGAAGUGCAAUGCUAUUAGUUUGGCUGCCGAGAAUCGAAAGAAGAUGCAGGUCUUCUACAAUGUGUUGCUUCAGUACUUCGCCACUAUUGCAGGCGAACGUCCUUUAAAUUUACAAAGAGUUAACGCAUUGGUGAAACCAUUGAUAGAACUAAGCGGAGAGACACAUUAUUAUGCUGCUGUGUGUGCCCGUGAGCGUAUUAUACGCAUGCAGAAACAGCUAUCUGAGAAGCUGCACAGUCAAGAUGAUAUCAGUUCCUGGCCUUCAAACCGAACCUUGCUACUCUUCAGGCUUUGGUCGAUGAUCUUUCCUCCCUCCGAUUUUCGUCAUGCUGUCAUGACUCCAGCAAUGCUCCUCAUGUCCGAGUACUUGCUGCGUUGUCCUGUUAAAUCUGGUCAUGAUGUUGCAGUUGGCACCUUCAUUUGCUCACUUCUUCUUUCGGUUAUGAGGCCAGCACGGAGGUUCUGUCCAGAGGCUCUCAGCUUUCUGCAAGCUCUCCUUCUUUCUGCCUUGCCCAAAAUGAAUCGAUCCAAAAAUUUGUCUCUUCACUGUCCUUCCCACUUGGUGGAGUUUGUAGCUUCCAAACAGUGGUUGCAGCUUUCAAGCGCAACGUCUACAGUCGAGGGUGUGCAACCUUUAGACUUUACAAGCUUGCUUACGGCAGAUAGUUCUUCUUCGACCUUUGAAUCUGAUUCAUUCAAAGUGGGGAUUUUGUACAGUGUGAUUAAGACCGUUAGUGGAUUUGUGGAAGUCUAUUCCAACAUCGCGUCCUUCCCAGAGGUUUUCUCGCCUUUCGCAUCUUUAUUAGACGCAUUGAAAAAUAACAAUGCACUUCCAGAAGCCUUGAUGGUUUUGACCACCGAAGUAAGCCAAUUCAUAGCAGAGAAGGUGAAAGAGCAUGAGACUACCCGGCUUCCUUUGCUUAUGAGGAUGAGUAAGCCAGUCCCUAUCAAAACAUACAAUCCUCAAUUUGAAGAAAACUAUGUCAAAGGUAGAGACUACGAUCCAGACCGGGAGAGAGCUGAAACUAAGAAGCUUAAAAAGCAGCUCAAACGGGAAGCAAAAGGUGCUGCACGAGAGCUCAGGAAAGAUAACUGGUUCUUGGCUGAGGAAAAAGCGAAGGAAAAUGCAGUAUUGCAACAAGAAAGGGAAGAGAAGUAUAACAAAGCCAUGUCCUUCUUGCAACAACAAGAAUCUGCUUUUAAAUCAGGGCAACUUGGGAAAGGAAGCAGCAAGAGAAAGAAGAGGUAGUGUUGUUGUAGGUUUAUGUGACAGGCUGAGAUUUCGUACUUCUGCGCUGAUUAUUGAAGGUGCAGAUAAUAGUAGAUGGUUUAUUUUAAAAAUUAUUCCACAAUCUUGCUCAUGAGCCAAACAAUGUCAGAAAUCCCCUUUUGAAGUCUCCGAUUUUACCAUGGAUAGCACCUUGCUCAGUCUAAAUCUGCCUGUUAGAUCAAACCUUGUAUUAUUGGCUCUGAUUAAAUGUUACUAGGAGGGAGCUCGCACAAC
Molecule: messenger RNA, 3370 nt
Organism: Physcomitrium patens
Lineage: Eukaryota; Viridiplantae; Streptophyta; Bryopsida; Funariales; Funariaceae
Biological process (GO): maturation of SSU-rRNA
Cellular component (GO): nucleolus; Noc4p-Nop14p complex; small-subunit processome
Source: RefSeq, a predicted model, not a curated record